CAUUAUUAUUGAUACCGAACAAUUUUCCUUAUAAAUAUUUUUUACUUUCAGAACCAAUAUGCGUGAAGUUUUUAGUUCCUAGUUAGUCGAUGAAAUGGAUUAUAUCAGUAUUCUCAUCACUGUCUCUCUGUGGCUUGGACUUGUCCAUAGCCACUGUCACAUAACAGAUCACGAAAGACAAAAUGUUCCAUCUAUUUACGCGGCAGAUAGUUUUCCAAAAUGCAAGAAAAGUGGCAAUCUAUUUUGCAGACUUCACGUCAGCUUAGAACCCCAAAAUAAUGGCUCCGACAGCUGGAAAAUAAUUCAGAAAUCCAACAGUCAUACCCACUGUUUCAACAGAAAUGUUGUAUACCGCUUCCGAUGUCUUUCCAGUAUACUGAAAGAUGAAAGGGAAAUGCAAACCACUGCUAUUGAAAAUGAAAACAAUUUACUGAAAAACUAUUCGCUGAGAGGUCAUUUGGAUGUAUUAAAAUGCAGCAACUAUUCAAAAAUAGAUAUUUUAACACUCUUUGAUUAUAUCGUGAUGUUAGCACUAGUUGGAUAUAUGACGACAAUAUUUUUGGCAACAUAUGCUGAUUAUUCUAGAACACACGAAGAGAAUGUUAAAAGAGGUGAUAACUUCCUUAGCAACUUCUCCCUCCGAAGGCAAUGGAACGAUCUGAGAAAACCCAUAAAUGAUCCUGAAUAUAAUAAAUUGAAAUGCCUGCAGGGAGUACGAACAUAUACCAUGGCAUUUGUUAUAACUGGACAUACCUUAAGUAGUGCGCUCUUUUCCUACGUGAAAGAUGAGAAAUAUAUAGAAAACUUUUAUGUGGAUCUAACAACCAAAGCCGUGGUUAAUGGAGGACUUCUCUUGGUGCAAAUAAACUUCAUGUUGUCGGGAUUUUUGAGUGCGAAAAUGAUUUACAACGAAGUUGAUAAAAGCGGAGAAGUGAAAUUUCAAUUCAUAGUCAAGAAAAUUGCCAUGAGAUAUGUAAGGUUAUUUCCCACGCUCGCUUUCAUAAUUUGUCUCGAAAUGAGCAACUGGACUAAAGUGUUAGUAGCCCCACCUCCAUUGGAGUCCUUUGACCUGGACCAUGCUGCUUGCCAGAAGAAUUGGUGGGCUUCUAUAUUGCUAAUCAACAAUAUCUUCAUAUCAACUGAUAUGUGCAACAUGGGACUUUGGUAUCUGACGAAUGAUUUCCAGAUGUAUAUUAUUUCGUUAAUGAUGUUCUACUUGAUGUUCAAGUAUGAUAUCGGACCAAAGAUGAUAAUAUGGGUCAUGGCAUUUUUUUGGUCGGUUACUUUUUGCUUGAUUUAUAGCUACAAUAUGGCGGUAUCGUACCCUUACUACGCAAG
Messenger RNA from Leptinotarsa decemlineata (Colorado potato beetle), 1338 nucleotides. RefSeq names its product O-acyltransferase like protein. The record is from RefSeq and is a predicted model, not a curated record. Lineage: Eukaryota; Metazoa; Arthropoda; Insecta; Coleoptera; Chrysomelidae. Gene Ontology annotation, molecular function: acyltransferase activity, transferring groups other than amino-acyl groups.